UUUAUAAAGCCCAGCAGCAUGCAGCCCGACUCCGCUAGUUAGUAUGUUUCCACGUUCUAAACAUUAUUUCAUACAUCGCACUGGUAACACAGUCGGCAGGCUGAGAUCUACUCACGCGUAACAACCGGUUUUGCAAAAUGCGCGGAGGUUGCGCGCUAGUAGCGCUUUGCAUAGUCCUGGCACCACAUGCCUUCGCACAACCAACUGAUGCCAUUGACGCAUUAUUUGCCUGGGUUCGUCAGCUUGGCGGGACGAUCAAUGCGGAGGUGAAGGUAAACAAGGAUGGCUUCCGAGGCCUCUUUGCGAGUCAGGACAUCCCUGAGAAUGGCACCAUCGCAAGUAUCCCUGCUGCGGCCAUCAUGAACGUUGGCGGCCUGAACGAAAGUUUUGCGGUGCCCACGCUCAUGGUGCUGCGUGAGUUCAAGGACCCCAACACCCGCUUCGCUCCGUACACGGCCAUGUGGCCGGCGCCGGACGGUCUGGUGAACUCGUGCAACAUGCAUGAGAAGUACAUUAAGAUGUGGAAGAGCGAGUACUGGGAGCGCAACCAGCGCGACUGGCAAUACCACCUGGAGUCGCUGCACAAGGGCACCCUCAACCCGGACAUUGAGUACACCAUUGCGGAGGUGGUGGGCAACACGCCCGUCAGCAUUGAAGACCUCCAGUACGCCUGCGCCAUUUCGUCCACACGCUAUGUGUCCACGUCGCGGCGGCAGCGGCUGCUCAUGGCGCCGAUCUUCGACCUGGCCAACCACGACCGCGACUGCCUGCACCUGCUAGGACCCUACGACGUUUCUGACUUCCUGACCUUCCUGGCGGGCGCACCCCUCAAGAAGGGAGACGAGAUCUGCUACAGCUACGGCGCGCUGCGUGACGAUUACGCUGUGGCGCACUACGGCUUCCUGCCCCGGCUGGAGUACCCUCCCCGACUGGCGCUGGUGGACCACCCCGACCAGGACCCCGCCAGCUACUCGCACGAUCAGCCGCCCUCGGAGCAGCCUUUCACAGGCACGCCCGAGGAGAUGCGUACUGAGAUGGAGCGGCUGCUGGCCAUCUACCGCCAGGUCAAGGCCCUGCCCGACUCGCUGCCGCCGCAGCCCAAGGGCACCGACUACACCUACGACCUGAUGAAGGAGCUGGAGGCGCGCCGCCUGGCCGCGCUGGAGUGGCACAUCAGCGACCUGGCGUCCAAGCUGGGCACCAAGGCGGAGCUGUGAGCUAGCUGGGCGAGCAACGGAUUGCGGUACCGGCUUGCAGUGCCUGCGCUGCGGUGUGCAUGGCGGGAUAGGAGCAGCAGGCUGCAUGGGGACCAGUAGGGGCCAGCGGCUACAUGUACGGUAUGAUUAGGUCUGGGCAGGCUGCGAGUGAGCCGAUCGUACUGUCUAGGCCAGCACUCGUCGCGUAUGUGCUCGAAUCGGCAAUGGGUGGUGGCGGGACUGUUGAGCGUGAGCGUCCGAGCAGAUGUGUGGGUUUCGGCGGCGCGACCUCCGCAACUCGAACGGCUUAAAAAUGUCUUGCUGCUUCGGCCCAUUGCCCAGGCAGCUUGCAACCGGUGUAGUGUAUCUGAUGGCUUCGAACAUCUCGACAGGCAGCAUCGUGGUCUAGGCAUGCUGCAUCUUGUAUCAGUCAUCGACUUGACUGCAGAUCACCACUUCGUCGCCUGGAUCAGUAUGAUUCAAUGGUAUGAAGAAUGCAAGCGAAUUUGCAUCUUGCUGUAAGAGACACAGUCAAUCGUGCAAGGGGCCUUGUACAGUGCAACCGGGCCGAGCUUGUGUCUGAGGCUCUGAGCAGCUCGUGUGAGCACGUGCGGACGUGCCAUGAGCGGUGUGCCUACUGUGCAAUCGAAGUGCAUUGGCACGAUUCUGUACGCGCGGACUUAGGGGAAUGCUGGUGUGCUACCAAUGCAACUGCCUAGGGCCGAGGAAUUUCAAGUUCUCUGGUACCCAACACUCGCACGGACUAUCCUUGCGUGCGGAGGAGGGGUGAAAGGUGCGUGUCACAGACCCCAUGCGGCUGCACUCCGGAGCUCACCAGCACAAUGGCACCCGCUAUCUGUUAUCCUAGCAUGACUUCAAGU
Molecule: messenger RNA, 2077 nt
Organism: Chlamydomonas reinhardtii
Lineage: Eukaryota; Viridiplantae; Chlorophyta; Chlorophyceae; Chlamydomonadales; Chlamydomonadaceae
Exons: 9
Coding region: 138-1217 (359 amino acids)
Biological process (GO): peptidyl-lysine monomethylation
Molecular function (GO): protein binding; protein-lysine N-methyltransferase activity
Source: RefSeq, a predicted model, not a curated record